Messenger RNA from Asterias rubens (European starfish), 1921 nucleotides. Its product is annotated as glutamyl-tRNA(Gln) amidotransferase subunit B, mitochondrial-like. Gene Ontology annotation, biological process: mitochondrial translation; glutaminyl-tRNAGln biosynthesis via transamidation. Gene Ontology annotation, molecular function: glutaminyl-tRNA synthase (glutamine-hydrolyzing) activity. The transcript has 12 exons. The record is from RefSeq and is a predicted model, not a curated record. NCBI's taxonomy places the organism in Eukaryota, Metazoa, Echinodermata, Asteroidea, Forcipulatida, Asteriidae. The coding region runs from base 66 to 1619 and encodes 517 amino acids.
GUGAUGAAUUGUGCACUAUGUUUUUUCAGAAGAGUCUGCUACGUCUUUAGUUUCCCCUGUUUAACAUGAUCAAGUUCUUCAGCAGUCAGGCUGCAAAUCCAGCGCCCAAAAUAAGAGCACACAAGGGAUGGGUGAGCGUCAUUGGUCUAGAGAUCCAUGCACAGAUUGCAUCCAAAACUAAGCUCUUCUCAGGGUCUAAGGUGCAAUUUAUGGCGCCACCCAAUUCUCUGGUCUCCUACUUCGAUGCAUCUCUUCCUGGGACACUUCCAGUAUUAAACAGGCGUUGUGUUGAAGCAGGUGUCCUAACAUCACUGGCACUUUCAUGUCAAAUCAACAAACGAUCAUUAUUUGAUCGCAAGCACUACUUCUAUGCAGACCUGCCGUCAGGGUACCAGAUCACUCAGCAGAGACUUCCCAUUGCAGUGAAUGGUCAGAUUACUUUCACAUUAUUUGACAAGAAACAUAAAGAAAAGCCAACAAGUCACAGAAUAAGAAUCAAACAAGUUCAACUUGAGCAAGAUUCAGGAAAGAGUCUUCACGAUGACGUCAAUCAUGAGACGCUGGUCGAUCUCAAUCGAGCUGGAGUUGGAUUGAUGGAGAUCGUGACCGAACCAGACUUGUCAAGCUCACUGGAAGCAGCAACCUUAGUCAGAGAGUUACAACUCAUUCUACAAUGCAUCGGAACGUGUGAUGGGCGUAUGGAUGAGGGCUCCCUUCGUGUUGAUGCCAAUGUCUCUGUGAACAGACCAGGUGACCCACCAGGUACAAGGGCAGAGGUCAAGAACAUCAACAGUGUCCGCUUUGUUAGGAAUGCUAUAGACUAUGAGAUCAAAAGACAAAUAGAGCUCCUUGAAGAUGGUCACGAUGUCAUAGCAGAAACACGCUCCUUUGAUCUUAAAACAGGGCAGACUGUCCCCAUGCGUGACAAGGAAGGAAAGCAAGACUAUCGUUUUAUGCCAGAGCCUAAUCUACCACCACUCAUCCUUUAUGAUAGUAACACCAUUAAUAAAGCCUCUCAUAACAGCAGUAUUGUGAAUAUUGAUGAGGUCAGGGGUCAGCUGCCAGAGUUACCAGAAGCUAAGAGACGAAGGCUUGUUGUGGAUUAUGGCAUAAGGCUGGAUAGUGCGGUCAAGCUUGUGAAUGAAGAUGGUUUAGUGGCUUUCUUUGAAGCUGUAAUCCAAGACAAUUCUGAGCGAGAUCCACAAAAGAUUGUGAAUUGGAUUGAGACUGAACUCCUGAGGUGCCUUAAUGAGUAUGACCUCCAUGUUGCUGAAAGCCCACUUGACUCUGCUACACUAGGUGAGCUUUGUGAUCUAAUGAGGGAUGGAACAAUUUCUUCCAAAAUUGGGAAGAAGAUCAUGACAGAAAUAUUUGACGGUAACACAAGAACCAUUCAAGAGAUGAUCAAAGACGGUGACUGGGCACAAAUUACAAACCGAGAGGAACUGAGUCAACUUUGUGAUCAAGUUUUACAGAAUAAUCAACAAGUGGUUGAAUCUUACAAAUCUGGUCACAAGAGAGCCAUCAAUCGCCUGAUGGGGGAAGUGCAGAAAGUAACACAUGGCAGAGCAGAUCCUGUCAUCAUUAUGGACUUAUUCACUUCCAAACUAAAUAGGUAGCAUUGAUCCUGGUCUACAUAGAACUGAAGUAGGAUGGAGCUAAUGGAACGCCAUAUACCAUUAGCAGGUUGAUGUAGAAGUUAUGUUGUCAUCAAGGAUUGAUGUAGAAGUUAUGUUGUCAUCAAGGAUUGAAUAAAGAGCAACAACAGCUGCUUAGACUAAGUGCAUCAUCUGGAUAUCUUAAAGUUUUAUAAAGCUGUUCAUUACACAGUGGUUUAUCUAUGGAUGUAAGCUGUGUACAAACCAAUACAGUAACAUUGUAUUUUUUGGGACAGAUGUGCAUUAUAAAAAAGGUGUCAUGA